Calidris pugnax (ruff) is the source of this 1987-nucleotide messenger RNA. It is a transcript of the gene PARVA, whose product is annotated as parvin alpha. Gene Ontology annotation, molecular function: actin binding. NCBI's taxonomy places the organism in Eukaryota, Metazoa, Chordata, Aves, Charadriiformes, Scolopacidae. Gene Ontology annotation, cellular component: actin cytoskeleton; focal adhesion; cytoplasm. The record is from RefSeq and is a predicted model, not a curated record. Gene Ontology annotation, biological process: establishment or maintenance of cell polarity; substrate adhesion-dependent cell spreading; cilium assembly. The transcript is spliced from 13 exons. Bases 50 to 1060 code for a protein of 336 amino acids.
CUGCAGUUUUCCCUGUGAUGCACUAUGAGGGUGGCCCAGCGAUCCUACGAUGGGCUGUGGAGCAUUUUGUCCUAAAGUAUCUGAAUUACAGGAAGAAGGAAUAAAUGCCAUUAACUUACCUCUCAGUCCAAUUCCAUUCGAACUAGACCCUGAGGACACUAUGCUAGAGGAAAAUGAAGUCCGAACAAUGGUUGAUCCAAAUUCAAGAAAUGACCCAAAAUUACAAGAACUAAUGAAGGUAUUAAUUGACUGGAUUAAUGAUGUGUUGGUAGGAGAGAGGAUUAUUGUGAAAGACUUGGCUGAAGACCUGUAUGAUGGACAAGUAUUGCAGAAAUUAUUUGAGAAACUUGAAAGUGAGAAGCUGAAUGUUGCUGAAGUUACUCAGUCUGAAAUUGCUCAGAAGCAGAAGUUACAGACAGUGCUUGAAAAGAUCAAUGAAACCCUUAAGCUCCCUCCAAGAAGCAUUAAAUGGAACGUUGACUCUGUUCACGCUAAAAGUCUCGUAGCAAUACUGCAUCUUCUGGUUGCGUUAUCACAGUAUUUUCGAGCACCAAUCAGACUCCCAGAUCAUGUGUCCAUUCAGGUUGUUGUUGUGCAGAAACGAGAAGGAAUCCUCCAGUCUCGGCAAAUCCAAGAGGAAAUAACUGGUAACACUGAGGCAUUGUCGGGAAGGCACGAAAGGGAUGCAUUUGAUACUUUAUUUGACCACGCUCCAGACAAGCUCAAUGUAGUGAAAAAGACUCUCAUCACCUUUGUGAACAAGCAUCUCAAUAAACUGAAUUUGGAGGUCACUGAACUGGAAACCCAGUUUGCAGAUGGUGUGUACUUAGUCCUGCUAAUGGGUCUCCUAGAAGGCUAUUUUGUUCCUCUGCACAGCUUUUUCUUGACUCCUGAUAGUUUUGAACAAAAGGUCCUCAAUGUAUCCUUUGCGUUUGAGCUAAUGCAAGAUGGUGGAUUGGAAAAACCAAAGCCAAGACCAGAAGAUAUUGUAAAUUGUGACUUGAAGUCUACACUGAGAGUACUGUACAAUUUGUUUACCAAAUACAGGAAUGUGGAGUGAAGAGUUGAUUCGGGACAUAAAGGAGUGCUAACAAAGCAAGCAUCAUAACUAGCAUAUUUUUCAUCAAUAUUUCUCUGCAUCUUUAUCCUAAAAGGAACUAAACCAUUUAUCUGAAGAUCUUCUAAUUGAUUAUUCUUGCACUACUAUUUUCGUAGUAGAUUUAAAACUAAUAUAAAUUAUGAAGAAAAAGGUUUGGAAGAAGGUAUUUGAGUAUAUUCUGUGAAAAUUCAUGUCUCAAUAGUAACUGUCCUCACACUGCUUUGUAGUAAGUGAAACAAGAAUGAAAAAAACAUUUAGUAACUUUAAUUCAAAUCGGUCUUUGAAGCCAAUCAUAGGAAGAUUCAGCACUGAGUAUCUAUUUAAAUAUUUUUACAUGUAUAUUUUCUAAUCUGGGGAUUUUCUAUCCGUGAUAAGAUGGUUGCAUUCUAAUUAUGAGAAAUGUUCAUGGGGAGAAAUGGUUAAAUACCCUUGUUCACAGCUAAAAAGAAGAGACUUUCUCAAGCACUUAACCUGAUUAAUUUAUAUUUCCAGUGCUGUUUGGCUUAAAUUUUAUGGGUACAAACUGAAGUGGCUACUCAUUCCUUCAUACUUAACUAUAAUAUGAUACUCUGCUUUAAAUAUGUGUUAAUGAGCAUUCCACAUAAGCAGAUUUUGCAGCUUGUCACUUGAUUUUGUUCAAGGAAGGGAUCUUUUUUGCAAAGUACACAUUUCAGGAAAACACACCUGUAUAAUACUGUUUCCCUAUAAUAUUUGUAUUAUUACAUAGUAUUAGAAAGUAAAAGAAUGGCUUGUUUUUCUUUUAGUAGUUUUAGUAUGGGAUACCAGAUUUAUUGCUAAAUAGGAUUUAGAAUAUGUCCCUUUGUUUGAUUUUAUGAGGAAGGUAUUUUGCUGCAUAAUGUCUAACACCAAAAAAAAAAAAAAAAAAAA